Molecule: messenger RNA, 1333 nt
Organism: Coffea arabica (coffee)
Lineage: Eukaryota; Viridiplantae; Streptophyta; Magnoliopsida; Gentianales; Rubiaceae
Source: RefSeq, a predicted model, not a curated record
AUGGCUCGAAAAGCUCCAAGCCCAUUUCCGUCCAUUAACAUCUUCAUCAUCCUCUUCUUCUUCUUCUCCUUCACCCUCAGUCCUUUUUCACCUCAAGUGGUGUCUGCUUCAGUUUUCAAGAGACUUCGACUCUUGUCAACAGAAGAAACUCAGCCCACCUCCACCUUCUCCGUUUUGUCCCUCUCCCGGCAUCCGCAUUCAUCCGUCAUAAAGCCGCCAUACGACAGCUACUCCGACCUCGUACUCUCCCGGCUCGCAACGUACGCAGCUCGCGUCGGAGUGGGCCAACCCGUGAAAGAAUACUACCUGAUAGCAGAUACGGGUAGCCAAAUCAACUGGCUCCAAUGCCUGCCCUGCGAUCCAUGCUUUAACCAAUCCGACCCGAUCUUCGACCCAUCCGGAUCCUCAUCUUACAGCCCUUUAUCCUGCACAUCGCAGCAGUGCACCGGCUUGAGCCCGGAUUACAAGUGCGGCCAAAACAACACUUGCAUCUACGGAGCGUUGUACGGGGAUAAUUCCGUCAGUAUUGGAGAAUUUGCCACUGAAACAGUGUCGUUCGGGAGUUCGGGUUCGGUUCAGAAAGUGGCUAUCGGGUGCGGGCUUGAGAAUCAAGGCCGAUUUGGCAAGGCAGCUGGCAUACUUGGCCUUGGGGGCACUGCAGUAGGCUUUCCUUCUCAAAUUCAGGCGAAGUCUUUCUCCUACUGCCUCGUGGAUUUGGACUCCAGCUCGUCCUCGACUCUCGAGUUUAACUCAGCUCCACCCGGUGACUCAAUCCUCGUUCCCUUGAUUAUGAACCCAAAAUCUGAGAUUUAUUACUACGUGGAACUCAGGGGGAUCACUAUUAAUGGAGAACAAGUGCCCAUUCCUGCAUCGGAUUAUCAAAUAGGCGAAGAUGGGCGUGGGGGAAUCAUCGUCGACUCGGGUACCACCAUCACGGCGUUGCCAGCUCAGGUAUAUAACUCGGUUCGCGACACCUUUGUUAAGUACGCUAAAAACUUGCCUCCCGCCGCUGGAAUCGGUGAUCUCGACACUUGUUAUGAUCUAUCCUCUACGCCCACCAGAGAUGGCUUCCCAAUGAUGUCGUUUCAGUUCUCCGGGGGCAAGACGCUGUCGCUGAAACCUCAAAAUUACCUGUUUCGUGCUGGUUCCAACGGCACGUUCUGUUUGGCUUUUAAGACCACUUCUCAAAGUGUCUCAAUAAUCGGCAACACGCAGCAGCAGGGGUUUCGGGUUACUUACGACCUUGCCAACAAGAUGUUUGGUUUCAGCCCAAAUAAAUGUUAAAAAGCAUAUAGGUGUUGAUUUGAUUUCAACCCAAAUAAAAUGCUGUUUA